Jaminaea rosea is the source of this 4689-nucleotide messenger RNA. RefSeq lists its product as hypothetical. Bases 27 to 4358 code for a protein of 1443 amino acids. NCBI's taxonomy places the organism in Eukaryota, Fungi, Basidiomycota, Exobasidiomycetes, Microstromatales. The transcript is spliced from 7 exons. Gene Ontology annotation, molecular function: protein dimerization activity; NADP+ binding; arginine binding. The record is from RefSeq and is a predicted model, not a curated record. Gene Ontology annotation, cellular component: cytoplasm; mitochondrial matrix. Gene Ontology annotation, biological process: L-arginine biosynthetic process.
GUCGCCUUCUGCUCUCUCGAGCCAUCAUGACAUCGCCUUUCAAGCUACUGCGCGUAGGCGUACCAGCACCAUCGCGCCUGGGCCACGCCUUCCCGCCUUUUGACAUCGCCUCAGCACGAGAGGCAGGCAAACUCCUCGACCUCAACCAUGAAAAAUACCAUUGCUUCUUCAACGAGUCCAACUUCCACAACCACUUCGCACACCAUAUCCUCGCCGCCCAUCAGCUAGGCGCUCGCCCCGCCGAGUAUCCUGCCAUCUUCGAGCACGCAAAGGAGAGCUUGAGCGACGAUUGGAAGCUGAACAAGAAGCCCACCCCCGGCCAAGGAGGUAUAGAGAGAAUCACAAAGGAGAAUUGGACCAAGCAUGUCGGAGAUAGGAAUCAUUAUUGGCCUUACCUGGAGUUCUUUGAUCACGAGACGAGAGAGCUAGGAAUGGGGGAGACGCUGCAGCGAUACGUGUUGAGCGAGGAGGCCAACAGGGGCGGAAAUCAGCUCCUGGGCCGCUUUGUGGGCGGGGCGAUCCAUCCACUCAUUCACUGCGGCUACGGCGCAGAGUUCAGUCUCCCUGGCGUCAUGGCUGAAGGUCUGGCCAUGGCUAUGAGCACCGGCCCGCGCUUCCACAAGCUCUUUCCUACAGGCUGGCAUGAUGAAAUUGGCGUCAGCGAGAGCUCGUCUGAGAACUCGACCGCAGCUCGCAUGGCGAAGCUCAAUACCGACUCCAAGAACAGCAACGGCACUUCGUCCACGUCUAUCGAAGGUCAGGAAAAUAUCGACAUGCUCCGCGCCUCAGACGGAGCCACGGCCUCCCAACCACGCUCAGGCCUAUCCGUAUUCUCCAUCUGCACCCUCGCCCACGCCGAUGCCCGCAUCGCCCCCGGCCAACUCGUUCGACACGACAUGAAGGACAAAUUCGAUGCCCUACUCUCAGGCGACGGCCCUGCGAUCCUCGAGUCGCACAUGUCCCGCUGGCACGUCACCGAGGCAGACGUGGCUGACCCAGACCCCGUGACCGGACGAGGAGGCUGGGCAGAGAAGUACGAGGAGCUUGCCUGGCUCAACACCCUCCUAUUGGGAGCGACGAGCAGACCGGGCAAGGAUGUGAGGCACGACUUUUUCCUCAUGCACUCGCACAACGCUACACUCUUCCUCCCGUCACUCCUACCUCUGCUCGAGCCGUGGGCGCGAUCCAAGUUGCUGCACGCGACUUGGCGAAUCACCUUUGCAAUGUGGAUUGCCCGAGGCCGUGCCCCCUUUGAGAUCAGCGAGACCCUGAACAGACACUCAGCCAAUCCCUUGGACCCGGGAAAGAAGAUCACCUUCGAGGAUGGGAAAGAGGGCAAGCCCCUCGCCCCGCUGAAGGAGCGCAACGCCUGGUACGACGUGGCGGAGGCGGCUGUCAACCACGGCGACGAGCAUGCGAUGAAGGCCUUGCGCGCUCAGAUGCACUUCGCUACGAGCUUUUCGUCGACGCAACCCGGGGAUAUCAAGCUUCAGCCUGAGGCGGAGGAGGCGGUAAAGAAGUCAAAGGAUGGUGGAGCCUUCCGUGGGCUUGAGCAGCUUGAUGGUAGUGCAUUUGCGCGUACUGCUGGGCAGCUGCUGGUCAGCCAGGGUUGGAGACAUGAUGGUGGAUUCCAUUACUAUAAAGAUGGGUUUCAUGGCAGCGCAGCGAAGUGCUGCCGCUCUGACCCGCCUGGCAUCGCAGGGCCCUUCGAGGAGGGCGCUGUCCACGCGAGGGCUUCGCUGCCCACGCUCAAUGAUGCUGACGUCAUGAAGCUUGCUGCGGCCCAGAAGGCCAGCUACUCGACCGCAUUUGCCAAGGAGAACGCAUCAGACAGGGAAACCAUCACCCGACUCUUGUACUCGCUCGCCUCCCGCAAAGAGGUCGAGCGAUACCUGCGCAUCUUUUCGGCUGCCAACAAGUUUGCUGUCCUCAAGGUCGGCGGCGCCAUCCUCACGCAGCAACUCGAUGAGCUCGCUCUCAGCCUCAGCUUCCUCCACCGUGUUGGUCUCUGUCCCAUUGUCCUCCACGGCGCUGGUCCUCAGCUCAACGAGAUCCUUGAAAAGGAAGGCGUUGAGCCUGACUAUAUCGACGGCAUCCGUAUCACAGACGCCAAGACGCUCCGCGUAGCUCGCAAGGUCUUCCUCGAGGAGAACCAACGCCUCGUCGAGAAGCUCGAGUCUCUUGGAUCUCGCGCUCGCCCCAUCCCUUUGGGCACCUUCACUGCCAGCUACCUUGACAAGGAGAAGUACGGCCUCGUCGGCAAAAUCGAGAAGGUCGACAAGGAGCCCAUCGAGAGCGCCAUCCGCAACGGCUGCCUGCCCAUCCUCACCUCCAUGGCAGAGACGGAGGACGGCCAGAUCCUGAAUGUCAAUGCAGACGUUGCUGCCAGCGAGCUGUCCAAAGUCCUCGAGCCCCUGAAGAUUGUCUACCUCAACGAGAAGGGCGGUCUCUACCACGGUAAGACGGGCGAGCUCAUGGAGCACAUCAACCUUGACGAGGAGUACGAAGACCUCAUGAAGCAGGAGUGGGUCAAGUAUGGCACUAAGCUCAAGCUCCGUGAGAUGAAGGAGCUUCUGGACCACUUGCCCCGCUCCUCGUCCGUGGCAAUCAUCUCCGUAGACCAGCUGCAGAAGGAGCUGUUCACCGACUCCGGUGCCGGUACUCUCCUGCGCCGAGGCUACAAGCUCUACCGCUCAGACAACAUCGAGCAAGCUGGCCCUGAGCGUCUGCGCACCCUUCUCCGCGACAAUGAUCAGGAGAUCAUCGAUGGCAGGAAGUCGGUCGCUCAAUUCUUCUCAGAGCUCUCCAAGCACCCCUACACAAUCUACGGCGACGACCCGAACGACGUCGCUGCUUUCGUGUCACGCCCAGAGGGCGAGGUGCCCAUCCUCGUCAAGCUUGUCGCGACGCGCAAUGGCCACCUCAAUGGUGUGACGGACAACGUCUUCAAUCAGAUCAAGAAGGACCACAAGCGUCUCGUAUGGACGGGCAGGGCUGAUGACGAGAACCGAGCGUGGCACUACGAGCGCUCCGAUGGUAGCUUCACGCGCAAUGGCCGUGCGCUCUUCUACUAUGGCAUCAACGAUGUCGGAGAAGUAGAGAGCACGCUGCGCAACCUCGAGGACAAGGGAAGGAUCGAAAGAGCUUACCUGCCACUGCACGCCAAGGCUGCGCCUGCUGGUGGAGCACGAGGAUUGCACACCUCUGCUCGCUCCAGGCCAGCGCUCAACGCUACCUCACCUGCCGGUCACCGCGGCUACGCUACCGCCAUUGAGCGCAGCGCUCCGCUCCCGGCCACGAACACCGAAAAGAAGCGCGUCGCCCUCAUCGGCGCACGUGGCUACACUGGUCAAGCGUUGGUCUCCAUCCUGGACAAGCACCCUCACCUCUCCCUCUCCCAUGUCUCUUCUCGUGAGCUAGCCGGACGCCCCUUGCCCGGCUACACCAAGUCAGAGGUGCUUUACUCGAACAUCGGCGUCGAGGACCUGCGAAAGCUCGAGGCAGGGCGAGGGGACUCAGCCCCACCUGAUGCCUACAUCAUGGCGCUGCCUAACGGUGUUUGCAAGCCCUUCGUUGAGGCCGUGCAGCAGGGCGGGGAGGGUAAGGUUGGCGGUCACGGGACGAUCGUUGACUUGAGCGCCGACUACAGGUUCGAGGAUGCGUGGACGUACGGGCUACCGGAAAUCUACUCCCGCCAAUCAGUACGCGACUCCAAGCUCAUCUCCAACCCUGGCUGCUACGCCACGUCCGUUCAAUCCCUCAUCGCUCCUCUCCUCCCCCACCUCGACCUCUCCCGCCCACCAACGGUAUUCGGCAUCUCCGGUUACUCAGGCGCCGGCACCACGACGGGGCAAAACAAGGUCGACUCGGACGGCAAGCCCAUCACCCUUCCGAAGGUCAGCCCAGAGAGUCUGCAGGGUGGCGUCCGACCGUACAGCCUGACGGACCACAUCCAUGAGCGCGAAUCCAUGCGCCACCUCUCCCGUCUUUACAAUGGAAAGGACGAGGGAGUAGAAGUGGCCUUCAUCCCCUCCGUCGCUCCCUGGUUCCAGGGAAUCCUCUCUACCCUAUCCGCCCCACUCUCGGCCAAGAUCACAGCAAAGGACCUCCGCAAGCUCUACGAAGACUUCUAUGCUGGUAACCCGCUCGUUCAGCUUACACCGCAAGUGCCCGAGAUCAAGGACGUGGCGCUUAAGCAUGGUAUCAGGAUCGGCGGAUUCCAGAUCCACUCGAGCGGGAAGAGGGCAGUCGUUGUGGCGGGCAUCGAUAAUCUGCUGAAGGGCGCCGCGACGCAGUGCGUUCAGAACCUCAAUGUUGCGCUGGGUUACGAUGAGUUGGCGGGUAUCGAUGUUGAGUAGGCGCGAAUGGUAUGGCGAAAAGAAAAGCAAGUACCAGUAGAGCAAGCAAUGCAGAGCAGAAUCAAUCGGAAUCGAAGACUCGUUGUGGUCGUCGUCGACGUCGUAGUCAUUAAAGAAUGCAAACCGUGCUCAUACGAACCAAAUAGAAUCGUCGCUGCAAUGUCCGCAACCCGUACUCCUUCCUGGCCCCGCCCAUUUACAUCUUCGUCAACGUAUCGAUAAACCUCGUCGCCAACUCCGUAACCAACGCGGGUCCAACAGCCGAGCUACUUCCCAAGCCAUACAGUUGUGCCAUUGACCCCUUCGGUCCCUUACUACUUCUCCCCGCCUC